Messenger RNA from Tupaia belangeri chinensis (Chinese tree shrew), 772 nucleotides. RefSeq names its product coiled-coil domain containing 182 (gene CCDC182). Lineage: Eukaryota; Metazoa; Chordata; Mammalia; Scandentia; Tupaiidae. The coding region runs from base 75 to 527 and encodes 150 amino acids. The transcript has a single exon. The record is from RefSeq and is a predicted model, not a curated record.
UGUGUUUCUAGCCCCCCCAAAUUCACUGACCUGGUUGGUCUCUUGGCUUCUUUAUCCAACGGAGAAGAGAGAAGAUGGAACCCCUCUAUCAGGCUGGGUCCAUUCUCAUGAAAGUGAAUACCUUACAAGGGAAGAAAAUGGUGGAGACUGGCCUCCAGUCUGGAGACUUCUCCCUCUCCCAGUCUUGGCUCCCACCGCCGGCCGAAAUGGAGAUCCUGCAGCAGAAGGUGGCUGGGGUGCAGCGGGAGCUGGAGGACUUUAAGAAGGAGGCGCUGAAGUCCAUUCGGUACCUGGAAGACGCCUUCUGCGAGAUGAACGGGGCGCUGGCGCAACAGGAGGAGCAGGCGGCUCGGGUGAAGCAGCGGCUGAGGGAGGAGGAGGAUCGCGGCGUGGUGCGCAACAAGGUCCUCACCUUCCUGCUGCCCCGGGAGAAGCAGCUCCGCGAGCACUGCAAGCGGCUGGAGUACAUGCUGCUGGGCAGGAGUCCUGGCGCGCUGGGUGCCGCCAAGAAGGGCCAGGAAGAUUGAGCUUUCCAGGCGGCACCGGUCAGGUGCCAAAUGUAACGGAUUUUAUCUUUUUUAUCAAUGGGAGGACAAGCCCUAAGUCCCCACUCACCUGCUUCCCUUUCGUCAUAUCCAUUGCUUUUCUUCUAUGAAAAUAACACCUCAGUGAGAGGCAACAAGACUUCAAUUUUAUUUUUUGGGGGGGAGGAAGGGGAAGUUCUGUUUAUCCAGCCAAGUCAAGGAAAGAGGCACCCCAAUACUAAGUCAGA